AUGUUCAGGUAUGAUGAGUUGGUAUGGACCAUAUCGUUUCCCGUCUUCUGCUCACUUGUCAUGUGGUUUUCGAUGGCCAUUGCACUGCUGGUGCGGUCGGGGCGAGGCUACUACAGACGGGAAACAAUACGAAAAUCCAUUGCGGGAAUGGAGUCGCGGGGCGAAACUGUUUCUGGCUCCCUUCGCCGCAGUAGCAAAGCCAUCCUCAGACGUGCGGUUGUGGUGGUGGGCGGAGACUUUGCCCGCUCACCUCGCAUGCAGUACCACGCGGCAAGCCUGCUCAAGUGUGGUCUUUUUGAUGGAGUGGUUUUGGUGGGAUUUGACAUGGGCAAUGCACUGAUAGAUGAUUUACAACAAAACAACAGUGUUGGCGCCAACGAAGAGGGUGAAUUUAUUGUGGACACCACAUAUUUGAUUCCACCUGUUACCCCGCCUUCGUGGUUCCGUUUUUUGUUCCCACAUCCUCGUUUCUACUGGAUAGUUUCCACCAUCUAUCGCGCAUGCGCCUGUGCUUUAGUCUUUGCCUGGGCAGUUAUAGCUGCAUCAUUAAUGGUGGUGAGCGGCAAGGGGCAACUGCUGCUUGUAGAUCUUAUUCUUGUUCAGUCGCCUCCUGCGAUACCCUUUGUGCCCGUUAUAAAGUACAUUGUCCGUCCAUGUGUAUUAUUUCUUAAUGCGAUAUCUUACUACUGUUUCAUAGUUCCUGUUUCAUGGAUGAUGUGGGAUGCACUUUGCGAAAUUUGCGGAGACCUGAAACUACAACGACAGCUGAAUGUAAAUGAGAAUAAAAUUAUAUCCCCAUCACGGUUUGUGAUCUGUCCCGCUAUUAUUGUGGAUUGGCAUAACUUUGGCUAUAGUAUUCUGCAAGGCGACGGACGGCCCUCUCUGGCUGUUUGGGUUUACCGGAAGUUUGAGUGUAAUUUGUGUUUUGGCAAUCGUAACUUGACUGUUAGCAGGGCAAUGCGGAAGGCUCUUCUCGAACUCCAAGAAAAAAUAAUGGUGAGGGGGCAUAAAUCACGCUUAUCGAUAGCUGACGAUGUGGCGGUGUUGUAUGACACAGCUCCCUCUUUUUUUGGCCCGGUGUCACGGGCUCGCUUUGUGCAAAAAGUACUGCGUCCCGUGUUGCAGUCGGGUGGCCAGGACGCUAAGGAGGUCAUGGGACUGUCGCCUCCGCCGGCGUGGGUGAUGGAAACGGAGACACAUGAUAGUACCAAAAACACCAGCUCCUCUGGAAUGUUUGUAAUAGGUGCCACUAGUUGGACAUUAGACGAUGAUUAUAGUAUGCUGGUGGAGGCACUUGUGCGUAUUGAUAGACGACUAAAAGAACAAAGGCAAGAUCAGAAUAGUAUGCAAGCACCUGCUGUGAGGCCCAUCUGGUUGCUCAUGACAGGGAAGGGGGUGUCGCGGGAACGUUUUGAGCGUGCGGUCGUUGCAGCCCAUCUCUCUCCACUUGUGACUGUGACAACCAUAUAUUUUCAGUCGUAUGUGGACUAUGCAAUGGCGCUUGGUGCGGCUGAUGUAGGUCUCUGCAUCCAUCACUCUUCCAGUGGUUUGGACUUGCCUAUGAAGGCGGUGGAUAUGUUGGGCUCUGGACUGCCUGUUGUGGCUCUGCAGUAUGAGGCGCUUCCCGAACUACUGGACGAGAAACGCGGCUGGAUGUUUAGCAAUGCCGAGGAACUGGAAGCAAUCUUGUGGCGUCUUGCUUGCAGGCAUUCCGGCAAUGCCGCAGGUUCCUUGGAGCAAAAGCGUCUUUGUGUAAUUGAAAGCCGAUGCAAUACGUGGGAUGAACGUUGGCGUGCCGUAGUGUUGCCGUUACUGCGAGAUCUGCUUUAA
Trypanosoma cruzi is the source of this 1830-nucleotide messenger RNA. RefSeq names its product glycosyltransferase, putative. NCBI's taxonomy places the organism in Eukaryota, Euglenozoa, Kinetoplastea, Trypanosomatida, Trypanosomatidae. The record is from RefSeq and is a predicted model, not a curated record. Gene Ontology annotation, molecular function: mannosyltransferase activity. Bases 1 to 1830 code for a protein of 609 amino acids. Gene Ontology annotation, cellular component: endoplasmic reticulum. The transcript has a single exon.